Messenger RNA from Saccostrea cuccullata (small rock oyster), 305 nucleotides. Its product is annotated as integrator complex subunit 8-like. The record is from RefSeq and is a predicted model, not a curated record. NCBI's taxonomy places the organism in Eukaryota, Metazoa, Mollusca, Bivalvia, Ostreida, Ostreidae. The transcript is spliced from 2 exons. Bases 54 to 305 code for a protein of 83 amino acids. Gene Ontology annotation, biological process: snRNA 3'-end processing. Gene Ontology annotation, cellular component: integrator complex.
GGAGUACACUCAUGGGUUAAGGAAAUGUAUUUUGGGUUGGAUUGUAAUUCGCCAUGACAGAAAAUUUGCCUCGGGGGAACUUCGGUCCCAUUCCUUCAUCCCUCCCGGCCGUUUCAUGGUUUGAAUUUCUUUUAAAUGAAGACCUCCUUGAGAAGCAUUUGCAUCAAGAAAAUCCAGACCCCUCCCCUGUACAGUUAAUUGUUCAGUUCCUACAACAAGCUGAUGCCCAUGUGGUCAAAGAACCCCUGCCCCCCAUUCCUACAGGAGAGAAUGGCAGCAUUGAACCACAGGGUAAGACAGUCUGA